CGUCUGUAAAUGUGCACAUGUUGCUGCGCCGCUCUUCUCCGCUUUGCUUUGAGCGGCUUUGAAGCUUUGAACUGAAAUAGUGCGAGGAGUAGGCGUCCGUGGAUGAGCCGGGUUCGCCAGCCGUCCAGUGGGGGGAAAAGCACUCACUCAGCUCGCCAUUGUGGCUGUGUACUUGUUUCUUCGCGUCAUUUUCAUCCGUUCAGUGUAAUUCUGAAUACAAGUUUUUUUUUUAAUACUACACCCCAGGUCAAGCAAUAUCGGAUGUGAUGUCCAGCUCGCCGCUGUCAAAGAAGCGUCGCUUGUCAGGAACAGAGACGAAGACGGAAUCCCACUGCUCCUCAAACUCCCUCGCAACUGAUCUGUCCCACACACCUGCUAACGGCAUGGCUAAAAACGGCAGUGAUGCUGAGAUUGAUGAAGGCCUGUACUCCAGACAACUUUACGUUUUGGGUCAUGAUGCCAUGAGGCGCAUGCAGAACUCAAACGUCCUUAUCUGUGGUGCAAGGGGACUCGGAGUGGAAAUAGCAAAGAAUGUUAUCUUGGGAGGAGUGAGAAGUGUUACAGUACAGGACCAAGGAGUUGCGGAAUGGAGGGACCUCUCCUCUCAGUUUUAUCUUAGAGAGGAGGAUCUAGGUAUGAACAGGGCAGAAGUGAGCCAGCCUCGUCUCGCUGAACUCAACAACUAUGUUCCCGUGACUUCCUACACUGGAGCCCUCACCGAAGACUAUCUCGCAAAAUUCCAUGUCGUUGUAUUGACCAACUCAUCUCUGGAAGAGCAGCAGCAAGUGGGAGACAUGUGUCACAAUAAAGGCAUCAAGCUUAUAAUUGCAGACACUCGUGGUCUGUUUGGCCAACUCUUUUGUGACUUUGGUGAAGAGAUGAUGGUGCAAGACACCAAUGGAGAGCAACCCCUAUCUGCCAUGAUUUCCAUGAUCACCAAGGACAAUUCAGGAGUUGUGACAUGUCUGGACGAGGCUCGUCAUGGCUUUGAAAGUGGGGACUUCGUUACAUUUACUGAGGUUCAAGGAAUGACAGAACUUAAUGGAUGCCAACCAGUGGAAAUUAAAGUUCUUGGUCCCUACACCUUCAGCAUCUGUGACACAAGUUCAUUCACGGAGUACGUGAGAGGAGGAAUUGUCUCGCAGGUCAAGAUGCCCAAAAAGAUAGCCUUCAAAUCACUUUCUUCCUCCAUGGCCGAGCCAGAUUUCCUUAUGACAGACUUUGCGAAGUUUGACCGUCCGGGGCAGCUGCAUCUUGGAUUUCAAGCUAUUCAUGCUUUCCAAAAGAAACACAGCCGUCUUCCUGUUCCAUGGAAAGAGGCUGAUGGUGAGGAGUUCCUGAGCUUGGCUAAGGAAAUCAACUCUGCCCAGUUGGGCUCUGCCAAGUUAGAGGAGCUGGAUGAGGCCCUGAUCAAGAAGGUGUCAUAUAUUGCUGCUGGCGAUUUGGCCCCCGUCAAUGCCUUUAUUGGGGGUCUUGCUGCACAAGAAGUGAUGAAGGCAUGCACAGGAAAAUUUAUGCCAAUACUGCAGUGGAUGUACUUUGAUGCCCUGGAGUGUCUGGGUGAAGAGGACAGCAUGCUAACAGAAGAAGAUUGCGCUCCUAGGAACUGCCGGUACGAUGGGCAGAUCUCUGUGUUUGGCACCAAGCUGCAGGAUGCACUUGCUAAACAGUGCUACUUCCUGGUUGGAGCUGGUGCCAUUGGCUGCGAGUUGCUGAAGAACUUUGCUAUGAUUGGACUUGCGGCUGGAGACGGCGAAGUCAUUGUGACAGACAUGGACACCAUAGAGAAGUCCAAUCUCAACAGACAGUUCCUGUUCAGACCCUCUGAUGUUACGAAAAUGAAGAGUGACACGGCAGCUGCUGCAGUGAAGCAGAUGAACCCAUCUAUCAGGAUCACAGCUCAUCAAAACAGAGUGGGCCCUGACACAGAAAGGGUUUAUGACGACGAUUUCUUUGAAAGCCUGAAUGGUGUGGCCAAUGCACUGGAUAAUGUUGACGCACGCAUGUAUAUGGACAGAAGAUGUGUGUAUUAUCGAAAACCCUUACUGGAGUCCGGAACCCUUGGAACCAAAGGCAACGUGCAGGUUGUGAUCCCCUUUCUCACUGAGUCAUACAGCUCCAGCCAAGACCCACCAGAGAAAUCUAUUCCCAUCUGUACUCUGAAGAACUUCCCAAAUGCUAUUGAGCACACACUGCAGUGGGCCCGUGAUGAAUUUGAGGGGUUAUUCAAGCAGCCAUCAGAGAAUGCAAUGCAGUACCUCACGGAUUCCAAGUUUAUGGAGCGAACCCUAAAGCUUACUGGAGCUCAGCCUGUAGAAGUACUAGAAGCAGUUUACAAGUGUCUGGUCACUGACUACCCACACAGCUGGAAAGACUGUGUAACCUGGGCACGCAACCACUGGCAAUGCCAGUACAACAACAACAUCCGUCAGCUGCUGCACAACUUCCCUCCAGAUCAGCUCACCAGUUCUGGAGCUCCUUUCUGGUCUGGCCCAAAACGGUGUCCUCAUCCUCUGGAAUUCAGUAAUAGUAAUGAGCUACACAUCGAUUACAUCAUGGCUGCUGCCAAUCUAUUCGCUCAGACAUACGGCGUACAAGGAAGCAAUGAUCGCACUGGCGUGUUAAAAAUAUUACAGGAAGUCAAAGUGCCAACCUUCACCCCUCGUUCAGGAGUCAAAAUCCACGUCUCGGACCAGGAGCUGCAAAGUAGUAAUUCAUCUAUUGAUGACUCAAGACUGGAGGAACUGAAGGCCCAGCUACCCACCCACGAGUCCUCCCAUUUCAAACUCUGCCCCAUUGAGUUCGAGAAGGACGAUGACACAAACUUCCACAUGGACUUCAUUGUGGCAGCGUCCAACCUGAGAGCAGAGAACUACAGCAUUCCCCCCGCAGACCGGCACAAGAGCAAACUAAUUGCCGGCAAGAUCAUUCCAGCUAUUGCCACCACCACAUCUGCAGUGGUGGGCCUUGUAUGCCUGGAGCUCUUCAAGAUCGUCCAAGGCCACAAGAAGCUCGAGUCCUACAAAAACGGUUUCAUGAACUUGGCACUACCCUUCUUUGCAUUUUCUGAACCGAUUGCGGCUCCUAAACACAAGUACUACGAAAUUGACUGGACAUUGUGGGAUCGCUUCGAGGUCACAGGGUUGCAGCCCAGCGGGGAAGAGAUGACACUCCGACAGUUUCUGGACUACUUUAAGAACGAGCACAAACUGGAGAUCACCAUGCUUUCUCAAGGAGUGUCCAUGCUAUAUUCCUUCUUCAUGAAUGCUGCUAAGCUCAAGGAGAGACUGGAUCUUCCGAUGACGGAGAUCGUGACAAAGGUUUCCAAAAAGAAGCUGGGGAAACACGUAAAAGCGCUCGUGUUUGAGCUUUGCUGCAACGACCUGACAGACCAAGAUGUGGAAGUGCCCUACGUCAGAUACACAAUCCGCUGAGCUCUGUGUACGCGUACACUGGACACAUCCAAAGGUCAAGUGUAACUAGCCCCAGUAGGAUGAUCGAGGAAAACUUGUGUGUGAGUGUGUUGAAGUCCAGUGUUGAACAGGGUUGUCCCCGGGGGGGUUGGAGGGGGGGAGUGGGCAUGUACAGUGGACCUCCUGAUGUUUCUCAGCUACAGAGCUGCUCCUUACUUGAUUGCCUUCUAGUUUUACUCAGUAGCUCUGCAGACAAUAUUCUAAGAUUCGUCAGCAUAUAAGGAGCAUCCCCACUCCCUCCUUACACGUGUAACCUGCUCUCACUGAAAAGAAAAAAAAAAUGCAACUAAAACAAGUAUAAAACAUCCCAAAAGGUAGUGAUCCCAUAUUAAAGUCAAUUUUCUCCUUCCAAGUCUUAGCUGUUCUUUCUCUACCCCCCCCCCCCCCCCCUUUAUUUUUUUUAUUUUGAUUUAGCCCGAAACCCUGAAUUUGAAUGAUGGUUCUAUCUGAUGUUGACAUCACUCUGCUGUAAUCAACUGGUUUUUGGACGGGAGUGUACGUAAAGAGCUCUGCAAACGUUUGACAUGUACAAUAUUUGUAGUGCAUUUACUAUCUUACUACAUGAAUUCGAGUUACAGUGAAAGCAGAGGAGCACUUAGUUUGUCUGGGAGAUCAAAUAAACACGUUAAAUACAUGAA
Messenger RNA from Cynoglossus semilaevis (tongue sole), 4111 nucleotides. RefSeq names its product ubiquitin-like modifier activating enzyme 1 (gene uba1). Gene Ontology annotation, cellular component: nucleus; cytoplasm. NCBI's taxonomy places the organism in Eukaryota, Metazoa, Chordata, Actinopteri, Pleuronectiformes, Cynoglossidae. Gene Ontology annotation, molecular function: ubiquitin activating enzyme activity. The transcript has 26 exons. Gene Ontology annotation, biological process: protein ubiquitination; DNA damage response; ubiquitin-dependent protein catabolic process. The record is from RefSeq and is a predicted model, not a curated record. The coding region runs from base 267 to 3434 and encodes 1055 amino acids.